Messenger RNA from Rotaria sp. Silwood2, 2001 nucleotides. Lineage: Eukaryota; Metazoa; Rotifera; Eurotatoria; Philodinida; Philodinidae. The record is from the annotation of a GenBank genome assembly.
AUGAGAUAUCUAUUCAGUUUUAUUCUCUUACAUUUGAUUUUUGCUACUCCACAAAUCAAUCUUCAUUAUACAGAGUGGUUAAGUGAAAAUGAAAGUAAUAAUGUAUUACAACAUGAUUGUAUACGUGUCCCUGCUUCUAUUGACGAAGCAAAUAUUAAACAUGAAAUUAUAUCUUAUUGUAUGAAUGAUUUACCAUCGAAAUUUCAUAUCGAAAACAAGGAUAUUUUUCCAAAGUUUACUUUUGCUGAACUUUCGAAAUUGAGUAUUACUAGUGAACAAUUAUAUGUUUGGUCAGCACCGAUCGAUCUUGUUGAACGCUAUCAAUUCUAUUUAAAUCUAUUAUUAACAUCAAAUGCUAUACCUCUCGAAAAGCAAGUUUUCUUUAAUUGUACACUACCAAGAUUUGGUUCUAUGUGUCAAUAUGAAAUUAUUUAUUAUCACUCAAAUCAUUCAUCCUUAUAUGAAAUUAUUCAUGAAUAUUAUCGUUCAUAUGAAUAUAAUCCUAUCAAUUUGACCUGUUAUACUCAUUUACAAUGUAAUCGUGGUCCUUUUCCAGCAUGUUUAGAUUGGAGUGAAAUAUGUGAUGGACAAGUAGAUUGUCUCGAUGGUGAUUUUGAUGAAGAGCAUUGUUGGCAACUUGAAAUGAAUGAAUGUAAUGAUAAUGAAUAUCGAUGUAGUAAUGGACAAUGCAUACCACAGUCGUUUUUUCGAGAUGAUAUUAAUACUCCUGAUUGUCUUGAUGAUUCUGAUGAAGUUCCAAAAUAUAGGGUAGCAGUUCAGUACUGUAACAAAGCAAUACCAUCAUUUGGUUGCGAAGAAAAGAUACGUCAGUAUACUUUCGUGACAAAAUCUUCUGUGUUACAACGCAAAGACUUACUAUUGAAAGCAAUCUAUUCUGCUAAAGAUAAUUCGAUAUCUGAACAAUGUUGGUCAGCAUUUAAAUGCCUCUUACAAGUACCAGGUUCAGAACGGCCAUUUUGUCGUAAUAUUUGUGAAAGCUUCGUUUGUGUUGAGAUCAUACAAAACACAUGUCCAGAUAUGUUUUAUAUGCCGAAUGUUCCAUUUUUUUUUGGUCACAUUUACUUUGCACAUACAAAAAAUGAUUCAAUAAUUUUGGCCAAUAGACAUUUUGCACCACCUUAUCUAUGCUAUAACAAUUCUCUUUAUGAUGAGUAUUUUAUUGAUCACCCAAAAGUUUUUUUUCAAAAUAGAACAUGUUUCCGUUCUCCUCUGCGAUGGUCUCAUAUGUCUUUCUCCACUGUAUGGAAUGUGAGAUAUCACAUGCCGUUAUACGCACUAUACAAAGAUUUGAAGCGAUUUAAUCUAAUUAUUAACUAUACUGCUGAAAUUUGUAAUAGACCAAAAAUGUACCAGUGUUUGAAUUCGGUCAAAUGUAUCCCAACAAAUCGUCUCAUGGACAAUAAAAACGACUGUCCUCACAAAGAUGACGAAGACCUGACGCAAAUGAUUUACUCUAAUUUAACAGAACUUUUAAGAAGCCAUUUCAAAUGUGAAAUCGCUAACAAUUACAUACAUCAAUCGCUUGUUCAAAAUGGAGAAUGCGAAUGUAAACUUGCAGACCAAGAUUGGUGUGAAGAUGAAGACUUUCAUAUUCACUAUGUUCGAAAGAAUAUUUCAUUUCCAACUAUUUGUGAUGAAUUCACUGAACUCAUUCCAAAAGCUAUCGACGGACAAAAUGAAACAGAUGAAACAGAAUGUGAACAAUGGUCAUGUAAUAACAUUUAUACUCGUUGUGAUGGUUUAUGGAACUGCCCACGUGGUGAAGACGAAAUUGGUUGUGAUGUAUCUUCAACCUUAAAUUGUUCUGCAGAUCAUCACAAAUGUGUUUCACCUGACACAACCCAACUUAUAUGUCUAUCUAUUGAGAAAGCCAAUGAUGGCAAGAUCGAUUGUCUUGGCGCUACUGAUGAGCCAACAUUAUGUCAAACGAAAUAUCANUUCUCUAACAUCAUUUUUUUUGUCCAUGUCUGUUGGUACUAG